CGCCCCGGAACCGCUCCCGCCCCGCGCUCACUUCCGCUGGGGCCGGGGGCGGCGGGGCCGGGACCGGGACCGGGCCGGGGACGGGGACGGGGACGGGGCAGCAGGCGCGGCGGCACCAUGACGGACUCCAAGUACUUCACCACCACCAAGAAAGGGGAGAUCUUCGAGCUGAAGGCCGAGCUCAACAGCGACAAGAAGGAGAAGAAGAAGGAGGCCGUGAAGAAGGUGAUCGCCUCCAUGACCGUCGGCAAGGACGUCAGCGCGCUGUUCCCGGACGUGGUCAACUGCAUGCAGACGGACAACCUGGAGCUGAAGAAGCUGGUCUACCUCUACCUGAUGAACUACGCCAAGAGCCAGCCCGACAUGGCCAUUAUGGCCGUCAACACCUUCGUCAAGGACUGUGAGGACCCGAACCCGCUGAUCCGGGCGCUGGCCGUGCGCACCAUGGGCUGCAUCCGCGUGGACAAGAUCACCGAGUACCUCUGCGAGCCCCUGCGCAAGUGCCUGAAGGACGAGGACCCCUACGUGCGCAAGACGGCGGCCGUCUGCGUGGCCAAGCUCCACGACAUCAACGCCCAGCUGGUGGAGGACCAGGGCUUCCUGGACACCCUCAAGGACCUCAUCUCGGACUCCAACCCCAUGGUGGUGGCCAACGCGGUGGCGGCGCUGUCGGAGAUCGCGGAGUCGCACCCGAGCAGCAACCUGCUGGACCUCAACCCCCAGUCCAUCAACAAGCUGCUCACCGCCCUCAACGAGUGCACCGAGUGGGGCCAGAUCUUCAUCCUGGACUGCCUGGCCAACUACAUGCCCAAGGACGACCGGGAGGCGCAGAGCAUCUGUGAGCGGGUGACGCCCCGGCUGUCCCACGCCAACUCGGCGGUGGUGCUCUCGGCGGUGAAGGUGCUGAUGAAGUUCAUGGAGAUGCUCUCCAAGGACCUGGACUACUACGGCACGCUGCUGAAGAAGCUGGCCCCGCCGCUGGUCACCCUGCUGUCCGCCGAGCCCGAGCUGCAGUACGUGGCUCUCCGCAACAUCAACCUCAUCGUGCAGAAGAGGCCCGAAAUCCUGAAGCACGAGAUGAAGGUGUUCUUCGUCAAGUACAACGACCCCAUCUACGUCAAGCUGGAGAAGCUGGACAUCAUGAUCCGCCUGGCUUCCCAGGCCAACAUCGCGCAGGUGCUGGCAGAGCUGAAGGAAUACGCCACGGAGGUGGACGUGGAUUUCGUCAGGAAGGCGGUGCGAGCCAUCGGCCGCUGCGCCAUCAAGGUGGAGCAAUCGGCGGAGCGCUGCGUCAGCACCCUGCUGGACCUCAUCCAGACCAAGGUCAACUACGUGGUGCAGGAGGCCAUCGUCGUCAUCAAGGACAUCUUCCGCAAGUACCCCAACAAGUACGAGAGCGUCAUCGCUACCCUGUGCGAGAACCUCGACUCCCUGGAUGAGCCCGAGGCGCGGGCUGCCAUGAUCUGGAUCGUGGGCGAGUACGCCGAGCGCAUCGACAACGCCGACGAGCUGCUGGAGAGCUUCCUGGAGGGCUUCCACGACGAGAGCACCCAGGUCCAGCUGCAGCUGCUGACGGCCAUCGUCAAGCUGUUCCUGAAGAAGCCCACCGAGACCCAGGAGCUGGUGCAGCAAGUCCUGAGCUUGGCCACGCAGGACUCGGACAACCCCGACCUGCGGGACCGCGGCUACAUCUACUGGCGCCUGCUCUCCACCGACCCCGUGGCCGCCAAGGAGGUGGUGCUGGCCGAGAAGCCCCUCAUCUCCGAGGAGACCGACCUGAUCGAGCCCACGCUGCUGGACGAGCUCAUCUGCUACAUCGGGACCCUCGCCUCCGUCUACCACAAGCCGCCCAGCGCCUUCGUGGAGGGGAGCCGAGGGGUGGUGCACAAGAGCUUGCCCCCGCGAACGGGCUCGAGCGAGAGCGCCGAGAGCCCCGAGGCAGCCCCUCGGCGGGCAGGGGCGGAGCAGCCGGCCGUCAUCCCCGCGCAGGGAGACCUGCUGGGAGAUCUGCUCAACCUGGACCUGGGCCCCCCGGUCAGCGGGCCCCCUCCCGCCUCCUCCGUGCAGAUGGGUGCCGUGGACCUCCUGGGAGGGGGCCUGGACAGCCUGAUGGGGGACGAGUCGGAAGGGCUGCGCAGCGAUGUGGGAGGCAGCCCCGCCAUGGGAGGCGGCGGUGGCUUCGCGGCACCCGGCCCCGCGGUGCCGGCCAGCAUGGGAGCGCCCCUCGGCAGCGGCCUCGGGGACCUCUUCGACCUCACCGGCGGCGUGGGGACCCUGUCAGGCUCCUACGUGGCUCCCAAAUCGGUGUGGCUCCCUGCCAUGAAAGCCAAGGGGCUGGAGAUCUCCGGCACCUUCAGCCGCCAGGUGGGCUCCAUCUCCAUGGACCUGGUGCUGACCAACAAAGCCCUGCAGGUCAUCGACUUCGCCAUCCAGUUCAACCGAACAGGUAGGGGUUUCGGCCUGGCCCCGGCCGCCCCCCUGCAGGUCCACGCGCCGCUGGCCCCCAACCAGUCGGUGGAGAUCUCGCUGCCCCUCAACACGGUGGGCUCCGUCAUGAAGAUGGAUCCCCUCAACAACCUGCAGGUGGCGGUGAAGAACAACAUCGACGUCUUCUACUUCAGCACCCUCUACCUGCACAUCCUCUUCGUGGAGGAGGGAAGAUGGGUGAAGCGGCAGAUGUUCCUGGCCACCUGGAAGGACAUCCCCAACGAGAACGAAGCCCAGUUCCAGAUCAAGGACUGCUCCCUGGCGCAGGUGGACGCCGCCAGCAGCAAGCUGCAAGGCAGCAACAUCUUCACCAUCGCCAAGAGGACGGUGGAGGGGCAGGACAUGCUCUACCAGUCCCUGAAGCUCACCAACGGCAUCUGGGUGCUGGCCGAGCUCCGCAUCCAGCCCAGCAACCCCACCCUCACGCUCUCCCUGAAAUGCCGAGCGCCCGAGGUCUCCCAGCACGUGUUCCAGGCCUACGACACCAUCCUGAAGAAUUGAGGGGGGGGGCGCAGCAGCCCCCUGCGUGUCCCCCCCUCUCCUUCCAGCCCCAGCACGGAGCCGCCGCUUCCCUGGGCCCCCCCCCUCGGGGCUGCCGACGGGUCCAUCGCCCCCUCCCGGGCUGGCUCUGAGGCCGGAGGGGGACCCCAAAAAUAGGGGGGGUGUCUUGUUGAGGGCCCCCCCCGGGGAUGCUUGCACUGCCCCCAAGGGCUCAAGGCAUCGAAUUUUCAUCUUUGAGUGCUGUUAAAAAAAAAAA
Messenger RNA from Anas platyrhynchos (mallard), 3244 nucleotides. The record is from RefSeq and is a predicted model, not a curated record. NCBI's taxonomy places the organism in Eukaryota, Metazoa, Chordata, Aves, Anseriformes, Anatidae.